UCCAAAAAAAAAUUCAAGACAGACAACGUGAAGGCAGCGAGGGACACGAACGUGGAUGAUCCCUGGGCAAACAACUGGAACGGCAGUUGGCCCACGACCCGGUCCGAGAGUUGAGCUGCCGAUGGACUGAAAGCCAAACGAGGACUUUGUCUCUCUGACAGACGGACAUGAUGAGAGAGACAGACGACGAGCCACGGGAGACCAACAAUGUGAUUCUGCAUCCCGCCUGUAAUCUCUGCUGUUUUUAAUCUGCUGUUUUACACUUAGUGAGUGAACGCCUUCAUCGUGCGAACUGGAAACUAACAUUGUUUGUUUUUUGCCUUUUUUUUGUAUCCACAGUUCAGCUUUUGAUUUUUAAUUGAAUUAUUAACGUUUAAAGGAAAGGUUUGCAACUUUCUAGGUGAAUGUGUAGAUUUAACUGCAAUUAAAUAUAUCAUGGAUUAUGUUUAUACAACCCGACCCUGCUACACUGUCUAAAGCCAUUCAUAUCUCAUGCCAUGUGCUAAUCAAUUGACAUUGAAAUCCACUGAUGGAACUAUCGCUCUGGUUUCAGACAGGGUUUGUUGUUAAGUCCAGUUGUCCUACGGAUUCUCACAAGAGGGGUUUGCAGCAUUCCCUGGCCUGCGAUGCACACGGGAAUGGACAGCAGCGACCCACAGGAAGACGAAAGAGGGGGCAGAGGGAAAGAGAGCGACAGAGAGAGCGGGAGACAGCUCAAGAACUACCUGGACUGUGAGGAGAAAGGAGAGAAGGAGACCAAAGGGAACGAGACAGAGAAGAGGAAAGAGAGCCGGCGCUCUGGGUUCCUAUGGAGGAGUGGAUGGGCGCUGAGCGAGAGACUGGCCAUCAACGUCUCAGGGAUGCGGUAUGAAACUCAGCUUCGCACCAUGGCCCAAUAUCCUAACUCCUUGCUCGGUGACCCCGUGCGCAGGUCACGCUACUUUGACCCGCUUCGGAACGAGCUCUUCCUGGACCGAAACCGCGCCUGCUUCGACGCCAUUCUGUAUUUUUACCAGUCGGGCGGGAAGCUUCGGAGGCCCGCGAACAUCCCCCUGGACAUCUUCAUGGACGAGCUGAUGUUCUACGAUCUGGGAGAGGACGUCGUGAACCGCUUUAACGAGGACGAAGGUUUUCCAAAAGAGGAGGAGAGCCCGCUUCCGUCGAACGAGAUCCAGAAAAGACUGUGGAUGCUGUUCGAGCACCCCGAGUCCUCAUCGGGCGCACGCAUCAUCGCCAUCAUCAGUGUCAUGGUCAUUGUGCUGUCCAUCCUCAUCUUCUGCCUGGAGACACUGCCCGACUUCAGGAAUGAGAAGGAGGCCCGGGAGGAAUAUUUUUACAAGUACCACACGGAGGCAAAGAACGUAUCUGAGAACAUGCCCCUCCCACAAAGUAUUUUCCAGGACCCCUUCUUCCUGGUGGAGACCGUCUGCAUCGGCUGGUUCUCCUUCGAGCUCUUCAUGCGCUUCACUUGCUCUCCCAGCAAGACGCACUUCUUCAAGGAUGUCAUGAACAUCAUCGACUUCAGCGCCAUCCUGCCCUUUUUCGUCACUCUGGGAACCGAGCUGGCCAAGGCCGACGACGCCGCUCCGGCCACGUCGCUGGCCAUCGUCAGAGUCAUCAGGCUGGUGAGGGUGUUCAGGAUCUUCAAGCUGUCUCGCCACUCUAAGGGCCUCCAGAUCCUCGGUCAAACACUGAGGGCCAGCAUGCGCGAGCUGGGCCUGCUCAUCUUCUUCCUCUUCAUCGGCGUCAUCCUCUUCUCCAGCGCCAUCUACUUUGCCGAGGCCGACCACGAAGACACGUACUUCGUCAGCAUCCCGCACACCUUCUGGUGGGCGGUGAUCACCAUGACCACGGUGGGCUACGGGGACAUGUCCCCGCAGACGGUGUGGGGCAAGUUGGUGGGCUCGAUGUGCGCCAUAGCCGGCGUGCUCACCAUCUCGCUGCCGGUGCCCGUCAUCGUGUCCAACUUCAGCUACUUCUACCACCGAGAGACCGAAUGCGUGGAUCGCACCGAGUACACUCACGCCCAGACGAGUCCGUGGGAGCACGAGGGGCCGGAAGGGCAGGAGGUCGGGGGAGGGGACGGAGAUGCAGAGGCGGAGUAUUACGCCGUGGAAGGCAGCUGCAACCCUUUGGAUGUGACUCUGCUGGCGGGGGAGAGCGCGGAGGCGGGAGCAGGCCACGUGGAUCCGAGCGAACGACUGGUUACUCGAGUGUAGUGAGGGUGAGCGUUGUGUUGUACCGUGUGACAAAGACGGGGGGAAAACAAUGACGAGGUGAAUGAAAUAGCAGAAUGAAACACAAUGAAAGACAUUUGAAAUAAGUAAAGCUCUAAAUAUAACACUAAUAUGCCUGUUCAGUAUUUUUUAUUGCCUCUCCUUGUUCACUUAUUAUGAAAGCACUAGCGAGCCAGAUGCUGCCGAAAGAAAACCUUUUGUAUAAUAUAGCUGAAGCUAAAGGAGAGUGAGCUUUACAUUAUCAGGGUCUUGAUAUAUAUAUAUAUAUAAUAUGAGUGAUUAUUUAUUAAUGCGAAUAGAACUUGUGUUUGAAAACAAUUACUUUCUUAAUGUUUGUUGUGCACCGUGAAACUAUAACGUCUUAGUAAUGUCACUUUUUGGUGAGAUGUUUGAAGUAGAAGCAGAUAGAUUAUUCACAAUAUAGACGUCAGUUUCAUCAAAACUCACCCAAACACCAGCAGAGCCGAUAAACUCUCGUAAACCAACGCCACAUUCUCAUCGUCAUUCUUCUGUACAAAGUUCUCAUUUGAGUGACUGACACGACCUUCAUCGUGCUAUCAUAGCUGCUGCAUGUGUUCAUUGCAAUAACAAAACCUGCUUGAUGACGCACACAGUGUUUUUAAUAAAGAUAAUAUUUUAAUAAUUUUCUGAAAAGAAGUGGAAUUUAAUUAUUAUUUAGGGAAAUGAUGCCACUGGGGAAAAAAAAUCACAUUUGCCUUUUAUAUAUGUUAUUUUAGAAUAUAAAAUACAUAAAAUCUAAGUCUCUGCGUGGAGCUAAACUGUUACACGAAUGGUGAAAAUCAUUAAUGUUUAAUUUGUUUUGUUUUGGGUGGAAUUGUGUUCUCGGUUUAUAUACUGCUGGUUGGUCAACAAUAUUUAAAACAUGACUUGCAAUACUGAGCAGGGUUUACAUUGUGAAAUUUGUUUUCUAAACAAGGAGGAGAUGGGGGCUCAGAGUAAAAAUAUAUGUUUUGCAAGAAUAGCAUUAAUGGUGUAUUUAAUUAAUCCAAUUACAUUGCAAUCAAAGUCAUAUUUAGUUCACAUAACAGAGAUAAUGUGUGACGUCUCUUGUGUUCCAUAUUGAUGUAUUAUCAGGAGUGAAGCUGUGAGUAUAAUUCGGUGGUAUUGUACCUUUCAGGUAAAUUCAAACCACCAAUCUUGUCAAAUAUAUUAAUAGUUCAACCUUCUCCAUCCAGCCGUAUUCUCAACUCGCUUCUCCUUGAGCACAUUUGAUCCAAAAUGUUAUUAUUUUAACCCUCCUGUUAUGUUAGUUUCUCAGCCACAGCAAUGAUGUUCCCGGGUCAACGUGACUCGGUGUUUGUUUAAUCAUCCAAAAGUUGUCAGAAACCAAAACAUCCAAUAAAUAUAGUUUGUACAUCAUCACCAACACAAUUACUAACCAUUAAAUCAUUAUUUAGUGGAAUUGAGCUAUUCACCCCUCCAUGGAUCAUUCUCGUUUUCAUGAAAAAUACAUCUUCAAACUAUUUUUUAAGUACAUUCGAAAAACCUAGAUAUAAAUUCCAUUAGUCCAUAGCAUGUAUUUUUUCAAAAAUGUUACUGAGAUUUUUUAAACUUUCUUUUUCCCUGGGGUGGUGUAGAUGAAUACAGAUGAGACGCCUGUGCUGAUCAGGGUCAUACUGACCCGCCCACUCAAAACCAAGCCGAAUGAGUCAUACUGGUUUGUUUUGAACUUCAACUUUAUUUAUGUUAAUUCAUCGUGUUAUUUGUCGAACUACUUUCUGUAUUGAGUUUGGAAUCACCAGCUCAAAAGCUGACGUGAUGUCUGUGACAUGAGUCACUGCCAUCCUGGAGGGGCCUGGCGCUGGCUUCAGAUUAUAUCCGUCAGUCAGUCUCAACUGACGUGUAUUGGGUGAGGAUGACAACUCUAAUAAAUACUUUUUGACACGAAUGUCUCGCUUGGAGGAACAGGUAUAUCUUCCUUUCCUCAUCUGAUGGUUCAUAAUCAGUCGGCCUACCAUUAUAAUUAAAAUUUACCUCAAGAUGGUCUUCAUUUUCAAACACACCGUCCUCUAUUUCACUGUCGUGAUGAAGGAAGUGCUGAAGAUCCUCCGGGGCUGUCACCCUUCUGUUUCUGUUGCUCAGGUUGUCUCUCAGUAAGCUGCUGAGCUGUGUGUAUCUGUGUGUAUCUGUGUGUAUCUGCAGAGUGUAACGUUGGUAGGUCUCCCAAGCAACCCGUUUGUAUGUUUUUGCCCCUCCCUGCAACGUGUGGGAAGAGUUUUCCCACGGGAAAAUAAAAGGUUCCAGUCAAAUUA
Pseudoliparis swirei is the source of this 4510-nucleotide messenger RNA. RefSeq names its product potassium voltage-gated channel subfamily A member 7-like. Bases 627 to 2219 code for a protein of 530 amino acids. The transcript has 2 exons. The record is from RefSeq and is a predicted model, not a curated record. Gene Ontology annotation, cellular component: voltage-gated potassium channel complex; membrane. Gene Ontology annotation, molecular function: delayed rectifier potassium channel activity. Gene Ontology annotation, biological process: protein homooligomerization; potassium ion transmembrane transport. NCBI's taxonomy places the organism in Eukaryota, Metazoa, Chordata, Actinopteri, Perciformes, Liparidae.